Molecule: messenger RNA, 801 nt
Organism: Triticum turgidum subsp. durum (durum wheat)
Lineage: Eukaryota; Viridiplantae; Streptophyta; Magnoliopsida; Poales; Poaceae
Source: the annotation of a GenBank genome assembly
AUGGAGCAGAAUGGCGGUUCCUUCCUCGCCGUGCGCCGGCUCUCCGGCCACCACCACCCAUCUCUAUUUUCCCCCCCUUUUCCAGCGGACGUCGUGUCGGGGUCGACGGCGUGGAUCGGGAGGGGAUUCUCCUGCGUCUGCGUGCAGAGGAGGGACAGCGACGCGCGCAUUUCCUUCGAUCUGACCCCCAUUCAGGAAGAGUGCCUACAAAGAUUACAGAACCGGAUUGAGGUGCCUUAUGAUAGUCAAAAUAGAGAACAUCAGGAAGCACUCAAAGCCCUUUGGCAUGCUUCUUUUCCUGGGACUGAACUUCUAGGACUAGUAUCAGAUCAAUGGAAGGAGAUGGGAUGGCAAGGGAAAGAUCCAUCCACAGAUUUCAGGGGUGGUGGCUUUAUCUCUUUGGAGAAUUUACUUUACUUCGCUAAGAACUAUCCAAAAUCCUUCGAGGAGCUCCUUUGUAAGCAAAAUGGUGACAGAGCAUUAUGGGAAUAUCCAUUUGCUGUAGCUGGAGUAAAUAUUACAUUUAUGCUCAUUCAGAUGCUUGAUCUUCAAGCAGCUAAGCCAAGGUCUUUGAUUGGAGCAGUGUUCCUAAAUCUACUUAUAGAAAACGAUCGAGCUUUUGAUAUUCUUUACUGCAUAACCUUUAAGCUGAUGGAUCGGAAAUGGCUUGAAAUGCACGCCACAUAUAUGGAUUUUAAUACUGUUAUUAAAUCCACACGGCGCCAGCUUGAGAGAGAGCUAUUACUUGAAGAUAUUCAGCAAAUUGAGGACAUGCCGUCAUACGGGUUUCUUGCCCGUUAG